This is a messenger RNA of Nerophis lumbriciformis (worm pipefish), 2103 nucleotides long. The record is from RefSeq and is a predicted model, not a curated record. Lineage: Eukaryota; Metazoa; Chordata; Actinopteri; Syngnathiformes; Syngnathidae.
AUGACUUCUGCAGCAGGUCGCCUGGCCCAUCAGCAGGAGAGGAACCGCGGGAUUGGUACCAAGCAGCAUGCUGUGAAGUUCCAGCAACAAGACUACGACACUCUCCGCUGUCAGUGUGUGGAAAGGGGAUGCCUAUUUGAGGAUGACUGUUUUCCAGCUGGGUGCAAGUCACUGGGCUACAAUGAAUUGGGUCCAUACUCAACCAAGACUAGAGGAGUAGUUUGGAAAAGGCCAACGGAGUUAUGCUCCAACCCUAUGUUCAUCAAUGAUGGCACAACAAGGACAGACAUUUGCCAAGGAUCUUUAGGAGACUGUUGGCUUCUGGCUGCUAUUGCCUCGCUGACUUUAGAUCAGAGGAUUCUGGCACGUGUGGUUCCACCUGGACAGAGUUUCUCUGAGGGAUACGCAGGGAUAUUUCACUUCCAGUUCUGGCAAUUUGGCGAGUGGGUGGAUGUGGUGGUGGAUGACCGUUUGCCCACACGAGAUGGAAAUCUGCUCUUUGUUCACUCAGCUGAGGGUUCCGAGUUUUGGAGUGCACUGCUGGAAAAGGCCUACGCCAAGGUAUGUGGCUGUUACGAGUCCCUGUCAGGUGGAAACACAAUCGAGGGUUUUGAGGAUUUCACCGGGGGCAUUGCCGAAAUCUACACUUUGGAAAAGCCUCCAUCACAGCUCUUCCAAAUUAUACGACGGGCACUGAAAUUGGGCUCUCUGCUUGGCUGCUCUAUCGAUAUCACCAGUCCCUAUGAGACCGAGGCUGUUACGAAUCUCAAACUUGUUAAAGGACAUGCCUAUUCAGUGACUGGUGCAGAACAGGUGUACUUUCGAGGUACAUUGGUUUCGCUUGUCCGCCUCAGGAAUCCAUGGGGAAAGGUGGAGUGGACUGGGCCUUGGAGUGAUGGAUCCAUGGAAUGGAAAUACAUAAACGAAGAAGAUAAAUCCAAACUGAACCAUGUGGCUGAGGAUGGAGAAUUCUGGAUGUCCUACUUGGACUUUGUCAGAGAGUUCACAAAGUUGGAGAUAUGCAACUUGACUCCUGAUAUGCUGGAGAGUGAUGACAUAGGCCACUGGAACUACUACCAGUUUGAAGGCAUGUGGCGGGUCGGAUCAACUGCAGGCGGCUGCCGCAAUCACCCUGCUACAUUCUCAUCCAACCCUCAGUUUGUCGUGCGGCUAGACGAUGUGGAUGAUGAUCCUCUUGACGGAGAGGAUGGAUGCACCUUUCUAGUGGGACUCAUGCAAAAGGAUGGCCGCAGACAACGCCGUCUCGAUCGUGACCUUCAAACGAUUGGCUUUGCUAUCUAUGAAGUCCCAGAUGAGUACAAAGGUCGUCGCAAUGUUCACCUGGGCCCGGAUGUCCUGCUGCGUCAGAAAGCCGUAGCAAUGAGCAACACCUUCAUCAACACCCGAGAAGUUUGUAAUCGCUUUCGGCUUCCUCCUGGAGAAUAUGCCAUCAUUCCCUCAACCUUUUAUCCUCACAAGAAUGCUAGCUUUGUUCUCAGAGUCUUCUCAGAGAAACAAGCUUCAACCAGUCCACUGGAGGAGGACAUUGAUGCUGAAACAGAAGACGAGGAUUUACCAGAAAGUGAUGUGGAUCCACAUUUCAAAUAUCUCUUCAAGCAGAUUGCUGGCAGAGAUACAGAAGUGUCAGUCUUUGAAUUGGUUAAAAUUCUGAACAAUGUGGUUUCACGCAGGACUGACAUCAAGACAGAUGGUUUCAGCCUUGAGACAGGCCGUCUUAUAAUCAGUCUAAUGGACAGGGAUGAAAGCUCAAUGCUGGGACUCAUGGAAUUCCACAAACUUUGGACCAAAAUCCAGAAAUACUUGGAGAUUUUUAGAAAACAUGACCAAGACAACUCUGGCACCAUGAGCUCCCACGAGAUGAGAGGUGCUGCCACGGAAGCAGGUUUUCACAUCAACAGUACUGUGUUGCAAGCCAUUGUCGAUCGCUAUGCUGACGCUCACUAUGCAAUCGACUUUGACAGUUUUGUGGGCUGCCUAAUUAAAGUGGAAAUGCUCUUCAAAAUGUUUAAAGCUCUGGACAAAGCAAAAUCAGGGAAGAUUGAUUUGGAUCUGCAGCAGUGGCUGUGCCUGGCAAUCUAUUAA